Cylas formicarius (sweet potato weevil) is the source of this 998-nucleotide messenger RNA. RefSeq names its product transcriptional adapter 1-like. Gene Ontology annotation, molecular function: transcription coactivator activity. Bases 135 to 989 code for a protein of 284 amino acids. The transcript has a single exon. Gene Ontology annotation, biological process: regulation of transcription by RNA polymerase II. NCBI's taxonomy places the organism in Eukaryota, Metazoa, Arthropoda, Insecta, Coleoptera, Brentidae. The record is from RefSeq and is a predicted model, not a curated record. Gene Ontology annotation, cellular component: SAGA complex.
UUGUUAUGUAGGAAGGUUUUUUUGAAAGGCAAUAAUUUUUAUCAACUUCCAACUUAAGGAUCUUAAUAUGUUCAACUGCUCCAAGGACAAUCAGUAAAAUCCAAAUGUGUGUACAAUAGACCCUAAGUAAGAUAAUGGAUUUACUGGAAGCAAGAGAAAAACUUGAAAAUACCCUAAAUGAAACCACCAAGAAAGAAUAUUUUGCCCUUUUAAAAGAAUGGGUUUUGUUUAAAUCUAAACUAACAAAAGAACAGUUUGAUGAGCGGGCCCGUAAAUUCUUAGUCACCAAUGAACAGAUUCAUUGUCAUAAUAACUUUGUUCUGGCAGUCUUAUCAGAGUCAUCGUCAGCUAGUAAGCCUAAGAUAGUGAAAACCUCCAAAUUCGAACAAGCUGACUGGAUCAACUAUGUGGCACCUUCAAGUCCCUCAACAAUACUUCCUUCAAAUUAUGAGUACCGAAAAGCUGCCUCGGAGUUAUUCGUCCCAGACAGUGGAUUUGUUGCUUGCAGAAUUGCAAUCACUGCUUGGGAAAAUGAUAUGGAUGGAGCUAGCACUGGAGUUACGGAACUUAUGGUCCAUGGUUGUCAAAUGUUUCUCAAGUCUAUAGUUACCGCAAUGAUUACAAAAUUGAAAAGCUAUAAAAUUAGAGAUGGAAAAUUUCAGUACGGUUUUAAUCUACCUAUUCCUGACCCAUUUAUAAGGAAUUUUAACCAUGCAACAAGUGAGAUGGAAGAAUCUGGAGUUGAAAUUGAUGAAGAUGUUUUUGUCCCCAAAUGUAAACUGUCAUUGGAAAGGGCCGAACAGGAAAUUGCUCACACUUCUGCGGCCGCAACUCAAAAAGCAUGUUCAAACACCUUAAGUGUAAGGUUGCUAUAUGAAACUCUUAAAAGCAAUCCUCAUUUAUUAGGAGUUCACAGUAUACAAAGCGUUAACUUGUUGAGACUUAGCUUGCAUUUGAGCGAAGAUGAUGACAUAGGAAUGGAGUUUUAGUGAUAUGCU